AUGUAUCCCGGGUCUCUUUUUCCUCUACUCGCGGUACUUGCCGUUGGCACAGAAGCGAUUGGUUCAACACCGAGAUGCAAAUGCAUUCCCGGCCAAUCCUGCUGGCCUUCUCCUUCAGAAUGGAAAGCUUUCAACAACAAGAUUGGCGGCAGUCUUAUCAAGACUGAGCCAAUCGCGCAGUCAUGCUACCCCGGCCCAGAGGAGGAUCUGAAGCAAUGCGCGUACGUGAACAAAAUGUGGUCGGAUCAGGAUUUCCAGUCGUCGAAUCCUAUCGGGAGACCUUAUCCGUACAACAUCACCUGCGCACCGGUGGAUUACGCUGCUGGGCAAGAGCCUACGACCUGCAGUCUCGGUUCUUUGCCUGUUUACGCCGUUAAUGCUACUACUCUGUCACAAAUCCGAAGUACGAUUUCGUAUGCACGUGAGCGGAAUAUUAGACUUGUUGUUACUGGAACAGGCCAUGAUCUUCUUGGUCGCUCUGAUGGGUUCGGCGGUCUUGAGCUCUGGCUUCAUCAGUUCAAAAACGGCAUUAACUUUCAGAAGACUUACAAAUCCGAGAACCAGUGCAAAAGGUCUAGCUGGAAGGGUAGUGCUAUCAAGAUUGAUGGGAACUACCAAUGGCGCGAUGUGUACAAGGUAGCUGAGGCGAACAAUGUCAUCGCAGUUGGCGGUGGCUCUAUCACGCCUGGAGCGAUCGGCGGGUGGGCUUCUGGUGGUGGCCAUGGACCUGCGACGAGGAACUAUGGUCUUGGCGCUGAUCAGAUUCUGGAAGCAGAAGUGAUGCUAGCUGAUGGAAGAGUCGUCAUCGCUAAUCACUGUGAGAACACCGAUCUCUUCCGUUCAAUGCGUGGCGGAGGUCCUGGCUAUGGUAUCACUUUGAGCAGUACCAUCAAGGCUCAUCCCAAUGUCAAGGUUGUCACGGCUCACCACUUGCAGAUCGCACCACUGAAGAAGACAGAGAAGAAUGCAGAUCUACUCGACGCUGUGUCUACUCUGCUGCAGUCGCUACCUGAUCUGAACGACGCUGGCUUUGCUGGCUACGGUUACUGGUUCCGAAACUUCCCCACCGUUUUUGUUGGGAACGCUACAUCUGGCUAUUCACACGGUGUCUGGACAAUCGGCAAGGGCCGUCAGGAGGCUGAGGCAGCCUGGGCCCCGGUGCGAAGGGCUUUGGCGAAGUUUGAAGAUAAGCUCUACAUUAACGAGAGCUGGGCUACGUACGACGACUACUGGUCAUUCUACCACGCUGAAUCCGGGUUAUACGACCCGACCGGCGAUACCUCUGUCUUGACUUCGCGAUUAAUCGACCGCCAGAGCGUGAAGAGCUUCGAGAAAGUCCGAGAUGCCGUCGAAGUCAUGAGCGGCAAACCCGAUGAGUUCGGCACAAGUGUCAUUCUUCUCACUUCCGGAGGCCAAGUCUUCAAAGACGCUUCAGACAAGACAAGUGGCCUACACCCCGCCUGGCGAAAAUCACACUACGUUCUCAUCUCAGGCACGGGUAUUUCUCGUACCGGAAACACUGCUGAGCGCAAAGCGGCGAAUGACGACGUCACGUUCGUUAAGGGCGCUGCAGCGAAGAAGUUGGCUCCCAACACUGGCGGUUACAUGAAUGAGGGUGAUCGCAAUGAUCCUGAUUGGAAGAAGUCGUUCUAUGGUAGCUUAUAUGGUGAGCACCUUCAGACGAAGAGGAAGUAUGAUCCUUCUCAUGUUUUCUACUGUCCUACUUGUGUUGGGUCUGAGGAGUGGGUUGAGAGGCCGGAUGGACCUUUAUGUAGGAUAUAGAUAGAACAAAUGUAGAUCGGGUUAGCUAUAGCCUAUUCAACGAUGCUUCUCAGUCGUGUCUCCGGCGGAUCCCAAACUAUAUCCUGAAUGCUAAGCCUUUGCCUAGCCGGAACCGUCAUGCUUCCACUCGCCGAACUAAUUUCGAUGUUCUCUUCAUUCUUGAAUAAAAGCAUCGGCAUCGUCUGGUGGAAUUCCGCCAAUGUGAACAUGUCAUGAUGUCCUUCAGCCCGAGGGUUUAAAGCGUCCAUUGCUCGUGUGCUGAUGGCUUCGUAAAGGAUCUUUGCAUCUUUGACUGUUCCGGCGUGGAAUAGGCCAACGCCCCAGCUUGCUAUUUUAAGAGGAUCGCCAUCGCCGUGGGGAGUGAAUGGGUUGCCGACGUUGUUGACUGACAGACAGGCGUUGAUUCCGUACUCUUGAAUUAGCUUGGGUACCAUGAUUGUACCACACGGUCGACUGAGCGGUUCACCCUGUCUUGAACCGUCAGACCCAUGUCUGCCCAU
Fusarium oxysporum Fo47 is the source of this 2282-nucleotide messenger RNA. RefSeq lists its product as uncharacterized. The transcript has 2 exons. Gene Ontology annotation, molecular function: oxidoreductase activity; FAD binding. The record is from RefSeq and is a predicted model, not a curated record. Bases 1 to 1782 code for a protein of 593 amino acids. Lineage: Eukaryota; Fungi; Ascomycota; Sordariomycetes; Hypocreales; Nectriaceae.